AUGUCAUGUAAGCUACUCGUGGUGGGCGGAGGGACAGGCGGCUGCAGCAUAGCUUGGAGGUUCGCCCGGAAACUUAAAGGGGAGGAUAUUAUUGUCGUGGAACCGUCUCAGAUCCAUUACUACCAGCCUCAAUUCACGCUAGUCGCGGCCGGCAUAAGCAAGUUCAAAGAGAGCCAUCGACCGCAGAAGUCGGUGCUGCCCAAAGAUGUCAGGUGGAUCCAAGACCGCGCCGUGGAAUUCGAUCCUUGCAACUGUGUGGUGCACACUUGUGGAGGAGACAAGAUCAGCUAUGACUACAUGGUAGUGGCAGUCGGACUGGUCAAUGAUUACGACAAGUCGCAGCCGGCUUAUAAGAAAGCUACCUACAGACAGCAGAAGUCGGUGCUGCCCAAAGAUGUCAGGUGGAUACAGGACCGCGCGGUGGAAUUCGAUCCCUGCAACUGUGUGGUGCAUACUUGUGGAGGAGACAAGAUCAGCUAUGACUACAUGGUGGUGGCAGUCGGACUGGUCAAUGAUUACGACAAGAGCCACAGACCGCAGAAGUCGGUGCUGCCCAAAGAUGUCAGGUGGAUCCAAAACCGCGCCGUAGAAUUCGACCCCUGCAACUGUGUGGUCCACACUUGUGGAGGAGACAAGAUCAGCUACGACUACAUGGUGGUGGCAGUCGGACUGGUCAAUGAUUACGACAAGAGCUACGGGCUGCAGAAGGCAGUGCUGCCCAAAGAUGUCAGGUGGAUCCAAGACCGCGCCGUGGAAUUCGAUCCCUGCAACUGUGUGGUGCACACCUGUGGCGGGAACAAGAUCAGCUAUGACUAUAUGGUGGUGGCGGUGGAACUGGCCAAUGAUUAUGACAAGAUACCCGGCCUAAAAGAGGCCCUGGACAACCCCAAAAGCGGCGUCUCCACGAUCUACGCAUCCGAGUACUGCGAGAAGACUUGGCGCAGCAUCAGGAGCUUCCGAGGCGGUCACGCUGUGUUCACGUUUCCACGCACGGCUGGGAAGUGCUCUGGUGCUGCGCAGAAGAUCAUGUACUUGGCUGACGACUACUGGAGGAAGCACAAAAUCCGCCACCUCGCGAACAUCACAUAUGCUACCGCCGGCAACGCAAUCUUCGGCGUUGAGAAAUACGCUACAGCGUUGAUGGGGGUCGCGGCGAACCGGUGCAUCGCCGUCAACUACUGCUUAGAGCUGGUGGAGCUGACGUGCGUUGCGGCUGUGUUUGUGGACAGUGCUGGUCAGACCAUAACCCUCCCAUACAACCUUCUCCACGUGACCCCGCCCAUGAGUCCACCGGUCGACCUUCGGAGAUGCACUGAACUGGUCACCGCCGCCGGCUACUUGUUGGUCGACCAGCACUCACUGCAGCACCAACUAUCGGCCAACUAUAAGUCGACCAUAACCCUCCCCUACAACCUUCUCCACGUGACCCCGCCCAUGAGUCCACCGGUCGACCUUCGGAGAUGCACUGAACUGGUCACCGCCGCCGGCUACUUGUUGGUCGACCAGCACUCGCUGCAGCACCAGCGGUAUGGCAACGUGUUUGGAGUUGGUGAUUGUUUGUGCACGCCGAAUAGCAAAACCGCUGCUGCUAUCGCUCAACAAACAGCCGUGGUAGAGCAGAACCUGACAGCAGUGAUGCAAGGGAUGGAGCCUAUAGCGCGGUACAACGGCUACGGGGCGUGCCCGCUGCUGACGUCAUACUCUAAGGGCAUACUGGCCGAGUUCGUUUACGACAAGAAACCUUGGGAGACCUUCCCCUUUGACCAGCUUUAA
This is a messenger RNA of Ostrinia furnacalis (Asian corn borer), 1773 nucleotides long. RefSeq names its product sulfide:quinone oxidoreductase, mitochondrial-like. The transcript has 12 exons. The coding region runs from base 1 to 1773 and encodes 590 amino acids. Gene Ontology annotation, molecular function: sulfide:quinone oxidoreductase activity; FAD binding. NCBI's taxonomy places the organism in Eukaryota, Metazoa, Arthropoda, Insecta, Lepidoptera, Crambidae. Gene Ontology annotation, cellular component: mitochondrion. The record is from RefSeq and is a predicted model, not a curated record.